Messenger RNA from Hippocampus zosterae (dwarf seahorse), 2239 nucleotides. RefSeq names its product geranylgeranyl diphosphate synthase 1 (gene ggps1). Lineage: Eukaryota; Metazoa; Chordata; Actinopteri; Syngnathiformes; Syngnathidae. Gene Ontology annotation, biological process: isoprenoid biosynthetic process. Bases 445 to 1368 code for a protein of 307 amino acids. The transcript has 4 exons. The record is from RefSeq and is a predicted model, not a curated record. Gene Ontology annotation, molecular function: prenyltransferase activity.
ACAUGGGUGCGUUUGUUUUUCUUCACAUGUGUCCCAAAUUGCCGUUCCCCUUUCGUUCAUUGUCAAAUACAAAUCGGGUGUUGUUAUCGGGCAAUGUUGCUGAUUCCGUAGAACACACACAGCUCGACGCGAAUAUAAAUGUAGCUUCAGCAAGCUAACUGUUCUGACAGCAGACAUUAUCUGCCCAGUUCCAGUGCUAAUAUAGCACAACAUCCCAUGGCUGUGUAGUCGAUUACUGCAUCAUCGCGAAGUGAAUUUGGCAAUUCUGUCGUUUUUACCGUAGUCAACCAAAGUAUUAAAUAAAACCAACCCGGCAAGCGCCUUGGCGUCUCGUUAACAUUACUUUGCAUGCUAACGCAAGUCAACUCGUGUGGCUAACAGGAUCGGCCAUUCACCAUUCCUAUAUCGGAGACAACAAGCAAGACAUUAAAUAGUUUUGGAGUGAUGGACGGGGAGCCAGGGGCAGCCUCAGAGCGAAUUCUCCUGGAGCCGUACAAAUACUUGUUACAACUGCCAGGAAAACAAGUGCGUACAAAGCUUGCACAAGCAUUCAACCACUGGCUCAAUGUUCCAGAGGAAAAACUGCAGGUGAUCAUCGAAGUGACCGAAAUGUUGCACAACGCCAGCUUGCUCAUAGAUGACAUCGAAGACAACUCCAAUCUGCGGCGAGGUUUCCCUGUGGCCCACAGCAUUUACGGCGUGCCAUCAGUCAUCAACUCUGCCAACUACGUGUACUUUCUGGGUUUGGAGAAGGUGUUGACGCUGGAGAACCCCGAAGCCGUGCGCGUGUUUACCCGGCAACUGCUGGAGCUGCACCGCGGCCAGGGCCUGGACAUCCACUGGAGGGACACGUACACCUGUCCCACGGAGCAGGAGUACCGCGACAUGGUGCUGCAGAAAACCGGAGGUCUCUUCGGCCUGGCCGUGGGCCUGAUGCAGCUCUUCUCCGAUUGGAAGCAGGAUUUGAAGCCCCUCCUCGACACUCUGGGCCUCUUCUUCCAGAUCCGGGAUGACUACGCCAACCUGAGCUCUCGCGAGUACAGUGAGAACAAGAGUUUCUGCGAGGACCUGACAGAGGGCAAGUUCUCUUUCCCCACCAUCCACGCCAUCUGGUCACGUCCAGAGAGCACCCAGGUGCAGAACAUCCUCAGACAGCGCACCGACAACUUGGACAUCAAGCGUUACUGCGUGGACUACCUGGAGAAGGUGGGCUCCUUCGCAUAUACCCGUCAGACUCUGCGAGAGCUGGAGGCCGAGGUUUACCAUCUAAUCAGGGAGUUUGGGGGGAACCCUCAGCUGGAAAGCCUGGUGGAGCUCCUCAGCCGCAUGCAUCGAGAGGCUGAAACGGAGUCAAAGGCUGAGCACUGAGCAGCACGUCAUGCUAAACCGCUUUGACCUCGUCUUCCUCUUUGUCGUCACUCACUCCGCAAGCCUUAAGUCCACGAAAACACUCGUUAUCACAAAACUGUUAGAACAUUAGACCACUGGUGGAAACCAAUCAAGUAUGCGUCCUGCCCCUACGGUUGCUGUGUUGGAAAUUUGUUAAAAUGACAAUGCCACUAUUCAUAUCUUAUUAAACUGUAGCCUCCAUUUAUCUUGGUGGACGCAAAGGCAGCCUGUGUUCAGAAAAUAUGCUGAAAUCAUGAAGCGACUGUUCAGGUUGUAAUAAACACUCCGUGGAAGCAAAUGCUGCCCAUCUUUUGGAAAAGUGUUCAUUUCACAAUUUGGCUUUGGAGGAAAUUGUCCAUGUUUGCUUCAAAAUGUGAAAUAUUCCAGGCUGGCUCAGGUUUCUUUGUGUGCCGCAGACAUUGAAUUUCCUACCAUGGUCACGUACGCUGUCAUCAUUGUGUGAAUGAGGCGACAUUUUAAAAGCCCUUUGAGUACCUUGAAGUUAGAAAUGCGCUAUCUAAAGGGAGAGCCAUUUGCUUUAUAACCAACAGAGUGUUUUGCUGAAGUCCAUCUUUGAAGCACAUGGAUGUUUGGAGUGUCUUAAGAGACACGUGGCUCUUAUUCAUCAAGCCGCCACAGCUCAAAGAACAUCAAAUUGUCCACUUGUUAUGCAAAAUAUUGCUAUUCCAUUUAACAGUGUGAUUUUUUUUGGGGGGGGGUGCUCAAUAUUUCUGUGCGUUUCUCAGUUCAUCAUUGGAGUAUCAUAUUUCCAUUAUUUUUAUCAUGCUCACAAAAUUGUUAACCUUUCACACUGUUAUCAGGCAACAAUUAAAUAAAGAUUCUUCAAGAA